Molecule: messenger RNA, 1627 nt
Organism: Oncorhynchus kisutch (coho salmon)
Lineage: Eukaryota; Metazoa; Chordata; Actinopteri; Salmoniformes; Salmonidae
Product: L-rhamnose-binding lectin CSL2-like
Exons: 9
Coding region: 647-1303 (218 amino acids)
Molecular function (GO): carbohydrate binding
Source: RefSeq, a predicted model, not a curated record
UGUGGCAAAAGGUCGCAAAGUUCAAGGGAGCCGAAUACUUUCACAAGGCACUGUACUUCCUGGAUAAUCUUCAGAUUGAUAACAUCACUGUCUAAUCUUUCUUCAUCUCAUUCUAGUACUGUAACCAGAUAGUGUGGGGAUGACCCAAUGGCAAAAAUACAAUUGGUAUUUAAAUUUAUUUAUUUAUUAUGUAACUUAUUCAGGCAAAAUGUUAUCAAUACUUGUUCAAAUUGUAUUGUAAAAAAACAUUAAGAAAUGAAAAGUCUUAAUAGAUUUCCCAUCCACUGUCUCGUUGUCUUGUGUUUGCCUUUAUUAUGACAGCAUCACUUAACCCAAAACAUCUUCACGUGGCCGACACAUCAUCAAACACUUGUGGUUUGAGCUGUUGUGAAAUCUUUGUUUAGUGUUGCCAAGAUGACUGCUAAUCUGCUGAAGAAGUUUGUGCUCCUGGUUGAUGCUUUGCCAACAAGGAUCUGUUCUCGACUAGUAUCAAUAAAGGUUAGUUAAAUAAGGUAAUGAGGGGGCUUCAUAAGGAAGUAAAAAUACCACAUAAAUAUCAAGUGUAUUUGUCCAAGUGACCAUCUGUAACAUCUUACUUGUUACUACUACAACUGAACCAGCUACUACCACACCUGUACCCAGCAUCAUGCUCCUUGUCAGACUGACUGCGUUCACCUUGCUGGCUGCAGUUUGCUGUACACUACCAGCUGCAGCGAUGAGAGCGGUCACCUGUGACAAUGGAGAAAACGUCCAAUUCCUGAUCUGUGAUUCUGGAGUGAUCUUCAUUGAGAGAGCUCUGUAUGGAAGGACUGACGGAACCACCUGCAAAGAAGGACGACCUGCCAACCAGCUGACCGACACACAGUGUUCACAGACGGGCACCCUGGAGGUCCUCUCACACAGGUGCAAUGGGAAACAGGUGUGUGAAGUGAACACUGAAGUCUUCCGUACUUCUGACCCCUGUGUUGGAAUCUACAAAUACCUGGAAACCACCUACACCUGCAUCCCAGCAACACGCAGCAUCACGUGUGAAGGCUCUGAUGUUCUACUAGAAUGUGAUGAAGGAACGAUCCAGAUCUACAGUGCCAACUAUGGCCGCCGUGACCAGCUAGUGUGUUCCUUUAAUCGGCCCGCUAACCAACUAGCCAACACCAACUGUCUCAGCCAAUCCAUAACCACCAGUAAGGUGGCAGAGAGGUGUAAUGGGAAGAGCCAGUGUGACGUCCCGGCGUCCAACUCUCUGUAUGGAGAUCCCUGUGUAGGAACCUACAAGUACCUGGAUGUGGCUUACACCUGUGGCUAAAUGUGAGGCACGCAUGCAUACGGAGAUCUUCUCUGAGGAACAUAGACCAGAGAGACCACUUGGAUAUCUUCCUCUUCAUUGGGCGGAUUUGUAUUUCUUUCCUGUCUUCUCUCCUCUGAAGUCUCAAUUGAGUGUAAAAUCGAUGUAAAUUCUAUGUAAAUUCAAAAUGUGUAAAUCCCAUUGAUUGUGUAUUUCAUCAGGCAUAAUUUGUGUGUAAUAAAACCAUAAUGAUGCCCCUCUUGUGCUGCAGCAAUGCACGGUCAGGAGGAAGCAUGGAGAAGUUAAACAUUAACCCCAAAAAUAAACAAUUCUUGAAAUAACACU